AUGUCGGAGACCUCUCUACCAACACAUGCCAAAGACAACCCCAACGUGUCGGCGGACGGUGCCCCCUCCAAGAAUGCAUUAAAGAAGGCACAGAAGGAAGCCGAGAAGGCGGCAAAGAAGGCGGCGGCCAAAAAGGCAGACGAAGAAAAGAGAGCCGCACAGCAAGCCCAGGUUGCGUCUGAAGACACGGCGAAAGACAACUAUGGCGCUCUGCCAGAAGAUACCGUCCAGAUCACACACCUGAAGAAACUGGGCCCCGAGGAUGCUGACAAGGAAGUCACCGUUAUAACCAGAGUUCACAACAGCAGAAGUCAGUCUGCGAAACUGGCCUUUCUCAUGCUCAGACAGCAAGGCAAGACCAUCCAGGCCGUCGUUGCUGCUAGCGGAGACGAGGUCUCGAGGCAAAUGGUCAAAUGGGCAACGAGCGUCAAUAUCAACUCUUUCGUGCGGGUUACAGGGCUCGUCAAGAAGCCAAAUCCUCCUGUUGCAUCAGCCUCGAUCAGCGAUCUCGAAUUGCACGUCAAAAAGAUCUACCUCAUCUCCUCGGCCGCCGAAGUCAUCCCCAUGCAAGUCAAGGACGCCGAACGACCGCCCCCAGCUGUGGAACAAGAAGGACAAGUUGACGCUGAAGGAGCCCCGGUCGUCACACUCAAGACUCGACUCGACAACCGAGUGAUCGAUCUGCAGACGGAAUGCAACCAGGCCAUCUUCACCAUUUCCAGCGCAGUUGAAGGGCUGUUUGAAGAGUACAUGCGGAAGAGCGGAUCGAGGAAAUUCAACACUCCAAAAUUGCUCGGUGCGGCCACGGAAGGCGGCAGCGGUGUGUUUGAAGUCAACAACUACUUCGGCAAGAGUGGUUUCUUAGCGCAGAGUCCUCAGCUGCACAAGCAGAUGCUCAUUGCCGGUGACUGCGAGAGUGUUUUCGAGAUUGGACCAGUCUUUCGUGCCGAGAACAGCAACACGCAUCGGCACUUGACAGAGUUCACCGGUCUCGAUUUCGAAAUGGUCUUCGACCACCACUACCACGAAGUCCUCGAUUUUGCGGAGAAGCUCAUUGUGUUCAUCGUCACGGAGCUAAAGUCCCGAUACAAGGAUGAAAUUGCCGUGGUUCAGAAAUAUUUCCCCAAGGCCGGCGACUUCCACCUCAAGGACGGAAAGGCGUUGCGACUGAAAUACUUUGACGGCAUCAAACUGCUCAGGGACGCCGGUGUCGACACCACCGAGCAAGACAACUACGUGACUGAUCUGACCACCGCCCAGGAGAAGAGGCUCGGCCAGAUCAUUCGCGAGAAGUACGACACUGAUUUCUACGUGCUCGACGAAUUCCCCAUGUCUGUGCGACCCUUUUACACCAAGCCACACCCCAAGGACCCGAAACUGUCCAACUCGUACGACUUUUUCAUGCGCGGCGAGGAAAUCAUGUCCGGCGCUCAACGUAUAAACGAUGCCAGCGAACUGGAAGCUUCGAUGCGAAACAAGGGCGUCGAUCCUGCUUCUGACGGUUUCUCAGACUACGUCAACGCUUUCAGACAAGGAUGUCGACCACACGCCGGUGGUGGCUUGGGAUUGAACCGUAUCGUCAUGUUCUUCUUGGGAUUGGACAAUGUUCGACAGGCCACGCCGUUCCCUCGUGAUCCUCAACGAUUGAGGCCUUGA
This is a messenger RNA of Exophiala spinifera, 1656 nucleotides long. Its product is annotated as aspartate-tRNA(Asn) ligase. Gene Ontology annotation, biological process: aspartyl-tRNA aminoacylation. Gene Ontology annotation, molecular function: RNA binding; ATP binding; aspartate-tRNA ligase activity. Bases 1 to 1656 code for a protein of 551 amino acids. The record is from RefSeq and is a predicted model, not a curated record. NCBI's taxonomy places the organism in Eukaryota, Fungi, Ascomycota, Eurotiomycetes, Chaetothyriales, Herpotrichiellaceae. The transcript is spliced from 2 exons. Gene Ontology annotation, cellular component: aminoacyl-tRNA synthetase multienzyme complex; cytoplasm; cytosol.